This is a messenger RNA of Chroicocephalus ridibundus (black-headed gull), 927 nucleotides long. RefSeq names its product dynactin subunit 3 (gene DCTN3). The record is from RefSeq and is a predicted model, not a curated record. Gene Ontology annotation, biological process: cytoskeleton-dependent cytokinesis. Gene Ontology annotation, cellular component: dynactin complex. Lineage: Eukaryota; Metazoa; Chordata; Aves; Charadriiformes; Laridae. The coding region runs from base 52 to 615 and encodes 187 amino acids. The transcript has 7 exons.
GGGGCGGGGCGGGGCGGAAGCACCGCCCGCCUCCUUCUGGCCGACGGCAAGAUGGCGGCGGCGGCGGUGGAGCUGCAGCGGCUGCAAUGGCGCUUGGAGGAGCUGGAGCGGCGCGUCGGCGGCGACGACGGGGCCAAUGGGACGCGAAAGGUGGCGGACGAGCUGGUGAAGGUGCAGGUGGCGCUGAGCAAUAUCGCCAGCAAGCGGGAGAGGAUCAAAAUCCUGUUCAAAAAAAUUGAAGAUGUAAUAAAAUACCUCGACCCUCAGUACAUUGAUAGGAUGGCUGUUCCAGAUGCCAUGAAGCUGCAGUUCAUCUUAGCAGAGGAGCAGGUUAUUCCUUCCCAAGCAGCCCUUCUGGAGCAGGUGAAGAACCUCCAGCCCAUCUUGGACAGUGCCAGUAUCCAAGCGGUUCCUGACCAUGCAGCCAAGCUUCAGCGACUCUCUCAAAUCCACAUACAGCAGCAGGAACAGCGUCAGAAUCUCACUGACGGUGUCAAGACACUCCUGGAAGACUACAACAAAAUGACCCUGCUUCUCUCCAAGCAGUUUGUCCAGUGGCAUGAAAUACUGACACGGCUGGAAACUGCCAAGGAAACGAAGCCAGUGGCAGAGUGAUGGCAGAGCCGGGAGCGCAGAGAACGCCUGGGGACCCAGCUGCCCCUGGGUGUCUCUGUAGAGGCUGCAGCACGGCUUGUACCCUGUCACCUCAGCAUCCUCCCCCUCGGCGUGAGCGUGUGGCGGGGGACGUCACCGGCUCUCUGUGGGGCACCUGGGCUCUGUCCGCCCCUAGUCGAGGCCAUGCUACUCCGUAAUAUGCCACGUGUUUUGCAAACCUUGCACUUCCCUGUGAUGCAUUUGGGUUUGUGACGUAUUUAAAAACCCCUUUCUGCUCCUGCUGCGGACUGCAGUAAAGUCCCGAAGCUCUGA